Cladophialophora immunda is the source of this 1919-nucleotide messenger RNA. RefSeq names its product actin, gamma. The transcript is spliced from 5 exons. Bases 492 to 1619 code for a protein of 375 amino acids. Lineage: Eukaryota; Fungi; Ascomycota; Eurotiomycetes; Chaetothyriales; Herpotrichiellaceae. The record is from RefSeq and is a predicted model, not a curated record.
CACGAAGGCGCCCUCCCAUAUCGCCUGCGGUCUAUUUCAUCUAUCCCCAAAUCUGUUCCCAGGAGGCGGUAUUCGCCUUCCACUCCCACAGGUAUUUGAGGCUCGCUGCCGCUCCUUCGUCGAUCAGACCCGACAUUGAUCCAUAAUCCAGUCUUACGACUAGCAUCACAAGCAGCGCGUUUAGCCGCCCCAAGAGUGGCCAUCUUUUCCUUCACCGAACGCUCGACUCGCUCCUCAGACUUGACCCAACCGGUCUUGGCGCCUCGCAGCUGCCCGAUUUAGCCCACCGCCCAAACCACCGCUACUUCUGCUCCUCCAUCUUACCCUCCUCAGCUUCUUGUCUCCAUCCUCAUCCCUUCUAUCUAUCCAAUCUCCUUGCUCGUCUCCUCGAAGGCCUCUUUUCCCUUCGACAUCUCGAGCACCUUCACACUCUUCUCUCAUUCUCGCUUCUGUCCACUCCCCCUCACCUCGUCCUUCAUCAAUCCGUCACAAUGGAAGAAGAAGUUGCCGCGCUCGUCAUUGACAAUGGCUCCGGUAUGUGCAAAGCUGGCUUUGCUGGCGACGAUGCGCCCCGAGCUGUCUUCCCAUCUAUCGUUGGUCGACCUCGUCACCAUGGUAUCAUGAUUGGUAUGGGUCAGAAAGACUCGUACGUCGGCGACGAGGCCCAGUCCAAGCGUGGUAUCUUGACCCUGCGAUACCCCAUCGAACACGGUGUCGUCACGAACUGGGACGACAUGGAAAAGAUUUGGCAUCACACUUUCUACAACGAACUUCGUGUUGCCCCCGAAGAGCACCCCGUGCUCUUGACCGAAGCCCCCAUCAACCCCAAGUCCAACAGAGAGAAGAUGACACAGAUCGUCUUUGAGACCUUCAACGCCCCUGCCUUCUACGUCUCCAUCCAGGCCGUCCUCUCUCUGUACGCCUCUGGUCGCACAACUGGUAUUGUGUUGGACUCUGGCGACGGUGUCACUCACGUUGUCCCCAUCUACGAGGGUUUCGCUCUUCCUCACGCCAUCUCCCGUGUGGAUAUGGCCGGUCGUGAUUUGACCGACUACCUGAUGAAGAUCUUGGCUGAGCGCGGUUACACCUUCUCCACCACCGCCGAACGAGAAAUCGUCCGAGAUAUCAAGGAGAAGCUGUGCUACGUUGCCCUCGACUUCGAACAAGAAAUUCAGACCGCUUCCCAGAGCUCCAGCCUGGAGAAGUCUUAUGAGCUUCCCGACGGUCAGGUCAUCACCAUCGGCAACGAACGGUUCCGAGCGCCUGAGGCCCUCUUCCAGCCAAGCGUUCUCGGUCUCGAAUCCGGCGGUAUCCACGUCACCACCUUUAACUCCAUCAUGAAAUGCGACGUAGAUGUUCGAAAGGACUUGUACGGCAACAUUGUCAUGUCUGGUGGUACUACCAUGUACCCGGGUAUCUCGGACCGUAUGCAGAAGGAAAUCACCGCCCUCGCUCCCUCGUCCAUGAAAGUCAAGAUCAUUGCUCCUCCUGAACGUAAAUACUCGGUCUGGAUCGGCGGUUCCAUCUUGGCUUCUCUUUCGACCUUCCAGCAGAUGUGGAUCUCCAAGCAGGAGUACGAUGAGAGCGGUCCUUCCAUUGUCCACCGCAAGUGCUUCUAAAGGACCAUUCGAGCAUCGGGUAUGCUUGAACUUGAACGCAACGCAGCAAAUUUCUAGAGCGAGCUGUCAACGAGGACAAGGUCAUGAUGAAUUAAAUGGCAUGCGGAGCAUAGAUUGUGGAAACCAGAAGCGACAGGGAAAUCCAAAGUGCUCCCGCACAGCACAGAGGCGUGUCUGAACAUCUUCAGGACACUUUGAGUCAUUGGAGCGUGUACCGGGACAAAAGUAACAUCUUCAAUGAGUAUCAUCAUUCCAGAUAGUGUCUAGAACGCAAUGCCAGCAAGCUUAGGUCUUCCCUCA